UUGUUUACAAAAUCAAAUCAAAUGAGUAAUGAAAACAGAUUGUAGACUUCUUGUCAUUGUUGUGUGACAUUAAAUGCUUGCUACGUAAACUGGGUUUUUACUUGUGAAUGAGUCAAUUCAUAACUUACUCGACGCUACUCAUCAGUAAUAGAAAAUGGCAUUCACCCGUAGAACAGAAGUCAGACACAUAUCACAAGCGGAAUUGAUUAAAAUCGCGGAAAUAUUGAAUGUACCGUCUAGCAGCCCGGCCUGGAAAAAGGUGAUGCAAAUUGUGCCUUCCGAAUUGAUAGAUCAUGAACAAUUGAACGAUUGCAAACCGAAGUACAAUAUCCAAAACAUCAGAUCAAUAGAAAAAGCUGGUGGAAGGCUUAAAAAUUCUGCGUACAUUUUCCUUGAAGAAUGGAUGACUUCUGGCAAAAUUCGACCCACACUCAGUCACCUAUUACAGCUGCUUGUAAAGUCUGAACUAUGGCGAGCCGCAGAGUACGUAGCAAUCAAUUUGUUGAGCGAAGCACCACCUCAGCGACCAACGACAGGACCUGCCGCAAAAAUAGACAUUUCUUUGCCAGACGACUUGGGCGGUAUUGAUAACGAACUGUUGAACGGAAACUAUCCGAAUACAUCGGAGAUUAUAUGGAUUUGAAUCAGUGCCAUGAAGCUGCCAGUAAAAACAUUGCGAGCAAGCAAAUAUUUGACCGUUCGUUGAUGCCGGAUCGCCCCAUAAGCGAACAGGAUUUGAUACGUAUGUCAACUGCGCCGCAAUUGGGUCAAGAUGCUACUGCAACGCCAGUACAGACAACUAAUGACUUAACUCGCAGACCGGAACAUCGAGACAGUCAGAUACAAUUGUCACAUGUAAAUGGGAUACGUCCUACACAACAUCGUGCCAAUGCGACGAAUUCUUCAACGUCUGCAAACAAAUCGUCAUCGUCUACAAUAACGAAGAAUGAAACGGUGGAUCGAAUUUCCGUUCAACCAUCGGACACGCCGCACAAUUUUGUACCGAAUUUUCAGUUUUUUAAUGGUGGGUCCAACUCUUCCGAUAACUCGCAGUCCAAUACCGGCGAACUUCCGAAUUUGUCGAUUUUGAAUGUUGCCAAUGGUACAAACGGUCAACGGGAAUGCGUUAGCAGAAAUGUUCCGCAUAUCUCACAAAUCACGAAUCAAUCGCAGUCGACGUCCAUCAGUGUGAUAUCAACUGACGAAGAAGAAAAUUCUACCGGAAAUGUUCCGCAUUUGUCAGAGAUAAUGGAACAGCCCAACAAUCUAACGGAUUGCUCAACGUCGGCUAAUUCCUCCGUUCCAACGUCGCACAAUUUUGUACCGAAUUUUCAGUUCUUUAAAGGUGGGUCUGACUAUUCCGAAGAUUCGCAUUCCAAUACCGGUGACAUUCCGAACUUAUCAAUUUUCAAUGUUGCCGAUGGUACUGCAAGUGGGCAACCGGAAUGCGCAGCCAGAAAUGUUCCGUACUUCUCACAGAUCACGGAUCGAUCGCAGUCAACGUCCGGCAGUGCCAUGUCGAGGGUGUAUUCAAAUGAUGAAGGUGAAAAUUCUACCGGAAAUGUUCCACAUUUGUCAGAAUUAAUGGAACAGCUCAACAAUCAAACGAAUUGCUCAGCGUCAGCUAUAAAUCCUAUGGAUCGAAUUUCGUCUGUUCCAACAUUACCGAAUUUUUCGCAAUUAAUGAAUCAGUCGCAGUCGUUAGAUAAUCGGGGGGAGGAACAAAAUUCAACCGAUCACCAUGAGUCGCCAAACGCAAAUAUUCCACAUUUUUCACAAUUACUUAGUCAGUCGCAUCCAACAUCUGAUAAUUUAACGUCAGAACAGAAUUCCAACGAUACACAAGAAUGUUUUGAUGGAAAUGUUCCACAUUUGUCACAAUUACUGAGUCAGUCGCAUCCAACUUCCGAUAAUAUACCGCAGGAACAGAAUUCAACCGAUGAAGGAGAAUCUUUUGAAGCGAAUGUGCCACAUUUGUCACAAUUAGUAAAUCAGUCAACUGAUGGAUCGGGAGCAUGAAUAUAUCUAGUUUUUAAUGACCAUCGAGAUCAAAUAACUGACAAACUUAAAAUAGAAAUAUUUCACAUUAAAAGUAAGCGUUUGAAGGAA
Molecule: messenger RNA, 2109 nt
Organism: Bradysia coprophila
Lineage: Eukaryota; Metazoa; Arthropoda; Insecta; Diptera; Sciaridae
Product: protein Tube-like
Source: RefSeq, a predicted model, not a curated record